Molecule: messenger RNA, 14859 nt
Organism: Amphiprion ocellaris (clown anemonefish)
Lineage: Eukaryota; Metazoa; Chordata; Actinopteri; Pomacentridae
Gene: wnk1b
Product: WNK lysine deficient protein kinase 1b
Exons: 39
Coding region: 1276-9651 (2791 amino acids)
Biological process (GO): positive regulation of potassium ion import across plasma membrane; intracellular signal transduction; negative regulation of sodium ion transport
Cellular component (GO): cytosol; cytoplasm
Molecular function (GO): chloride channel inhibitor activity; potassium channel inhibitor activity; ATP binding
Source: RefSeq, a predicted model, not a curated record
GUCAUCGCCAGAGAAGAGACCGGAGCAGACGGAGCCGCUGUGUGAUGGCUUGAAAACGGGGAAUAACUGCGGACCACAGCGGAUUUAUUGCAUUGAACGAGCCCGGAGCGCCGGCGACAGAGGCGGAGCGGACGGCUUUUGACGGAGCAUCUUUGAGUGAAACCGUCUCCGGAUCCAGACAACACGGACACAGACAGAAAGUAGCACCGCGACACCAGCGAGCGAACUUGGCAUCUUCUGUCCGGUGGGAGGUGUCUGUUUGUCGGCUUCGGCUAGCCGCACGCACCGCUCCGCUCGCUGCUUCUUGUGUUUAUUUAAAGAGGGCUGCCGCUAAGUUAUGUUUCUUGUAAUUUGCUCAUUUCUGCGUGUUUUUCGGCAACCAACUGUGGCUUUAACGUGACGCACCAGACUGACAUUAGUGCUGUGUGUCGGAGAGGACCCCCACUGCAGAGCGCUCUCAGGCUUCUUCAUCAAGUUUCUGCCUUCUCAUUUCUACGAUACCGACACGAAUCACACCGAUGUGAGAGUGACAAGGACAGACGCAGACGGUGCCAGGCCAGGCUAGGCCAGGCUCUGCCUACCUAGCCCUCUGUCUGGCCUCACCACACAGGCCAGCAGCCUCUCCAGGGAUUCCUAGCAGGCAGGGGAAGCUUCAGUCUGCUCUGGCAGAAACUUCCCAGAACCUGCAAGUCAAGCUGUAACAGAUUUGACUCCAGUCAUAUUUUGUUGUUUCAGCUUUUGGGAGGCAGGACUGGUCUGUUAGAUCAUUACUCCUUCCAUGUUUUGGAUGUUCCUCUCUGGAUGUUGGCAGCAGGAUGGAUUCGGGUGUUGAUUUGACGGUUAUCACCUCAUUGCAGUGCUUGCACCCCUCCUCCUUUGACAGCCUUUCGUCCCUUCCCUCCUUAAAGCCCCUUCCUCUCACCUGGGGCUUCCCUGAGCCCUGUGCGGAAGGGCCUUGUAGGAACUGUAGGUUGUCUUGUUAAAACAAUUGCUUUUGCAAAGAAGACGCCGAGUUAAGAAGACCUUGCAAAAAAAACAAACUGCAAAACACAAGGAUUGCUGCAUUCAAUUGAUUAAUUUUUUGUAACCCAUCACUUUUGCUUUUGUUUGAGUUUGAGAGAGUUUUAUGUUUUUUCUAAAAUGAGCUUGCUGGUUUAGAUGUGACCACAUCCAGAGUUUACACAAAGAGAUUGUCUGAUUACACACAUAAAGAAAAAAAUCCUUAUUUAUACAUACAGAAUUUCUUAUUUUUUGUGGUCUCAGCCUCGUGGAAGAAUGUCUGAUAGCAAAAGCAGCAGCAAAGCAGUGAAAUUCAUUGCUCCACUCCCUCCUGUUUCUUCUGCUUCCCCCUGUCCAUCACCCCAGACCCCCCACAAGAAUGUGAAUGGCUCUGCCAGUUCAGACUCGCACGUCGUGGAGAAGCUCGGCGGACAGCCUGAGGUCCAACGUCGGCGCCACACCAUGGAUAGAGACUCCAAAACAGCCGAGCACCGUUUCUUUCGCCGGAGUGUAAUUUGUGACUCAAAUGCCACAGCUUUGGACCUGCCCAGUAAAGCAGCUGUGAUACUCACCUCACCACCAGACUGUGAAGGGCCUCCCACCUUCUUCUCUCCACAGCUGUCAGAGCCUGGGCCAGGAGAUUGUGAUUCUGAAGGUGAAGAGUCCUCAAGAGGUUCUUAUUUGCAAAGCACCGCUCUUCAGCCUUGUCUUGGCCCUGGAGGGGCAGUUGCAGAGGACGUACAAAAUGCUAAGCAAGAUUUAAGUGUGAGCAUCACCGCCGCUGCUGCUCCCAGCAGUAGCAGCGCUGAACAAAGUGCAGAUGGGGCAGUAAAAGGGCCCAGCCCGACAGUAUUGGAUGUUACCAACAAAACAGUAAGCAAACAGCCUGACGUUGUAUUGCGUCCCAGAGGGCUCGAGGAAGCUCAGCCGGUGGUGCAAGUCGGAAAAGUGGAUGAGGGAAUCGUUAGCAGUCCGACAGAAGAGAAAGACAGAGAGACAGAGGAGGAGAAAGAGUUAGCAAAAGCACGAGCAGAGCAGAGAGAAGCUGAGAAACGAGUGCAGGAGGAUAUAGAGGAGGCCGAGACAAAAGCUGUGGGAACUUCACCAGAUGGACGCUUCCUGAAAUUUGACAUUGAGAUUGGAAGAGGCUCUUUUAAGACUGUGUACAAAGGACUGGAUACAGAAACGACAGUGGAGGUGGCGUGGUGUGAGCUUCAGGAUCGUAAGCUGUCCAAGUCGGAGCGUCAGCGGUUCAAAGAGGAGGCCGGGAUGUUAAAGGGUCUCCAGCAUCCUAACAUUGUCCGAUUCUACGACUCCUGGGAGGGUCCCUGCAAAGGAAAGAAAUGCAUUGUUCUCGUCACCGAGCUCAUGACAUCUGGCACAUUAAAAACCUACCUGAAGCGCUUCAAGGUGAUGAAAAUCAAGGUCCUUCGUUCGUGGUGCAGACAAAUCCUCAAAGGCCUUCACUUCCUGCACACCAGAGCUCCACCCAUCAUUCACAGAGACCUGAAAUGCGACAACAUCUUUAUCACGGGGCCCACGGGCUCGGUGAAGAUCGGAGACUUGGGGUUAGCGACAUUAAAGAGGGCCUCGUUUGCCAAGAGUGUCAUCGGUACCCCAGAGUUUAUGGCUCCAGAGAUGUAUGAAGAGAAGUAUGAUGAAUCUGUGGAUGUCUACGCCUUCGGGAUGUGCAUGCUGGAGAUGGCUACCUCAGAGUACCCGUACUCUGAAUGUCAAAACGCUGCCCAGAUUUACAGAAGAGUUACUAGUGGAGUGAAGCCUGCCAGUUUUGACAAGGUAGCCAUUCCUGAGGUGAAGGAAAUUAUAGAGGGCUGCAUCAGGACAAACAAGGACGAGCGGUAUGCCAUAAAGAUCCUGCUGAACCAUGCGUUCUUCCAGGAGGAAACUGGAGUCAGGGUUGAACUAGCAGAAGAGGAUGAUGGGGAAAUGAUUGCUAUCAAACUGUGGCUCAGGAUAGAAGACGUCAAGAAGCUCAAAGGCAAAUACAAAGACAACGAAGCCAUCGAAUUCUCCUUUGACCUGAAUAAAGACGUACCUGAAGAUGUGGCCCAGGAAAUGGUUGAGUCUGGCUAUGUGGCCGAGGGUGACCAUAAGACCAUGGCCAAGGCUAUCAAAGACCGAGUGUCUCUAAUCCGAAGGAAGAGAGAACAGAGGCAGCUGGUACGAGAGGAGCAGGAGAAGAGAAAACUGGAGGCAGAACAACAGCAGCUGCAGCAGCAACAGCAACAACAGCAAGAGACACUCAAAGCUUCACACACACAGGCAGAAACAGAGGAGACGGAAGUGGAGCAAAAGCAACUUCACUAUCAGCAGACUGGCAUCUCACACACAUCUGAAGGAGGUGCGGACAGUGGACAGGGCUCCUCAGUUUUCUCCUCAGACUCCCCCCACCUGGGUCAGCUGACCAUGUCGUACAGCUGCCCUCCUUCUACCCAGCCCCCCUCCCAGCCCCAGACCCCCUACCCUCCUACCCCCUCUGCUGCCCCGCAGCAACACCCGGGCUAUCAGCCGCAGCAGCCAAUGCCUGUGUCGCGCCGCCGUCGAAGUCGUAGCAUGUCUGUUUGUGUCCCCCCUUCCUCCUACUCCUUUUCUCACAUCCCUUCGCCCUUGGCCGCUCGUCCAAAACAGCCCACCACACCUCCUCCAGACCUGUCCUCCUCAUCCUCCCACACCACCACCACCUCCUGCUCACCUCUCGCAGCUGAGAGGGACUCAUUUGCAGGGCGUCUCUCCAAGGCCCUGGAGACAGUCCUGCCCCUUCACUCGGCCUCCUCUCUGCCCAGGGCCAGGCAGCGGAGAGCCAGCCUGCCUGCCCUGUUCUCCACCCCUCAGCAUUCAAUGCCACAUCCCUUCAGUGGAGGAGCAAGCACAGGAGGAGGAGCAGGAGGGAACAUUCCUCUCCCAGAACCUCCAACUAUUUUCUUCCCCUCCAUCCCUGAGCGCCCAAUUUCCUUUUCACCUCCCCCUACUGGGCCUCCAAAGGCCUACAACACCCAGAGACGCAAGAGCACUUCCAUUCUCGAGGCUCAUACCCGACACUUUCAGCCUGCCUACACUCGCUAUGGGAGCAGCCUCCACCCCUUUUCUGGGAUGGAGGGUGUCGAGACUCCCUCUCUCUUUAUGGUCAAUCCUGGUUUUGCGGCAGCCGCUCAAAGACUCGGCGUUGGGGAACCCCUGCAUCUCCCAGGACAGUCGGACCCUAGUUUGUAUGGCUACAAGGACAUGAGAGCAGAGCAUGAGGAAGCAGUGAGGAGAUUAAGUCUAAAUCAAGCUGCCUUAUUGGACCAUUAUGAAGCAAUGGCGUAUGGAGGAUACCCAAUGACUGCACACCAACUUGGUCAUUUGAGUUUCCAUCAGCAGAGACAAGCAGCAGCUGCAGCUGCUAGUUUGGGUUUUGAUCCUGGUCCUCCAUCUCAACCAGGGUUCUUGCACCCCCACAUCAUGCAGAGAAUGAGUGCACACAGCCCAGUACCUCCACCUUUACCUCCUAUGAGUGCAUCGACCGGUGGCUGCGUUUCCUCUACAUCUUCUGACGGAUGCUAUCCUCCACAGCAUGCCUCCUCGUCCUCCUUCCCUAUUUCUGCACCUCCAGUAAUGGCUGAUGCCCCACCAUCUACUGGAAGUGUUUUUGAAUUUCAUUUAGCUGCAGCUGCUGCAGCCGCAGCGGCCGCUGGAGACCCAAGCCUCCUGGCAUCCAGACUGUACCGGGCCCGAAGGAGCUCCAUGGAUCUCCCCCUAGAGGACAACACUGGGACUGGAUCUGGUGGAUCAGGCACAUACAGCCGUCUGCAACCGGUGACAGAAGAGCUGUACACCUACAUCAGUCCAGAGCUCCCUUUACCUCCAGGAAGUCUUCUCCUUCACCACACAGGUGUAAAGGACAGAAGCCCAGAACCUUCUAGUGACUCACUGGCCUCCUCUGAUGCAGGAGAGUUUCAGUCGCCGCCUCCCCCACCACUCAAUCCUUCCUUUGACUCCUCUGCCGCUCAGUCCAUCCCUCGCUCCUCCUCGUCUGUGCUCUACGAUUCCUCAGGGGGAGCUCUUCAUAUAGAUCCACAGGGACAUCCACCCUCUGUGCAGAACUUUCUGCCACCGACGCCGUCCUCUGAGCUCCAGCUUGGGGGAGGAUCAUCAGCUCAGCUGGAGUCGCUGAUCCAGAGUGCCUGGGCCAGGCAUGGAGGGGUGGUACCAGCCCAACCCGAUAUGACAUACCAUGAGUCACUGCUAGCCAUGCAGGCCGCUAACUCCACCCUGCAGGUCCAGACCCCGACCCCUCAGCCAACUCCAGGACCUCCUCUGGUUCCUGCCACCGCUCAGCCAGCUCCUCCUGGAACCUCCCAACAGGUUGUGUCAUCGAGCCAGAGUAAUGCAUCACUUCAGAGCCCCACACACACAACCCUGCCACCGGCGUCUGCACAGCCCAGUGUAACUCCAUCUACCUCUACCGUUCCCUUGGUGACCCUCACCUCUCCGUCGCCGUCUAUCCCCGUUACCAUGCCGACGACAAUCGUGGCUUCCCCUCCCUCUCCUCUGCCAAUCCCUGUUGGGGUGGUGCCUACUAUUGUUUCCCCUCCUGCUCCUCCUCCUUCUCCUGUGCCUCAGCCUUUGGCCACCGUGGUGCCAAUCAUCAGUGUAGCCACCGCCCCGCCUGAUACACCCAUGGAAGCCCUUCCCCAGUCGGCCUCACAAUCUUCAGAGCUGUCGCAGUCCCAGCUGCAGCCACCUCAGGUUCUGUCAUCCAUAGAGAGUGGUCACUCUGAGACUUCAGGUCUGAGUGACGGUAAUGAAGGAGGAGGAGGUCGUCAUGAGGGUCGCUCCACCAAGAGACAUCAGAGGCGUUCUGUACGAAGUCGAUCGCGCCAUGAGAAGAUUUCCAAAGCAAAACUCAAUGUUCUCAAUAUCUCCAACCGUGGUGACAGGGUGGCAGAGUGUCAGCUGGAGACCCACAACAGGAAGAUGGUGACUUUUAGGUUCGACUUAGAUGGAGACAACCCCGAGGAGAUCGCUCAGAUCAUGGUCCAGAGUGAGUUUAUCCUGGAGAGUGAGAGGGAGUCAUUUAUCGAGCAGGUCAGAGAGGUCAUAGAGAACGCUGAUGAGAAAGGUCUGGAAAGAGACACAAACAGCCAGAUGGCAGGGGACACAGCACAGCAGAUUCCUGCAAUAUCUACCCCCAUGCCAGACAUCCCAUCCAGUGCAACAGCACAAGUGGUCCAUUCAGCGGGUCGGAGAUUCAUUGUCAGCCCUGUACCUGAAGCUAGGCUGAAGGAGCAAAUGUUUCCCACCUCUCCUUCUCCUUCUCCUGCACCUAUUGUUGAAACAGCUCCAUCACAGACUCCAGGCCAAGGUUUGGCGUUAUCCCAGUCUGCAGGAGCAAUCAGCUUACAGCAAGCCUUCUCUGAACUGAGACAGAACCAAAAUCAGUUCGAUGCGGGACCCAGCACCGCCCCAGCCUCCAUCCACUCCAGCCAUCCUCCUCUGCAGCCUGCAGCAGCUUCUGUCCCUCCGCAGAGCAGCACAGUCCCUCCUGCUGUGGAAGCCACCGCUGGGCUUGUCCCUUCUAAUUUAAACCAGACACAGGAGCAGGUCUUGGACGCCUCUCUUCCUCCUCUUUCCUCCUCCUCCACCCUCUCCUCUGUGCCCUCCGUCUGUCUCAGUCCUCCUUGUUCUUCUUCCCCUCCUCCCACUUUGGUGAAUCAGUCCAUCCUUCAGUCACAGGUGCUGUCACAGUCCCAACCUCAGAUGCAGGUGCAGGUUCAGGGUCAAGCACAAAGUCAGCCCCAGGCCUUCACCCAGUCUCAGCCUGCAACAGUCCCUGCUGUCACUGCGACUUCAGUAUCUUCCACUUUGCCACCAGCCAGUGUCUCCAGCAUCCCCCCAUCAAUGCUCACCUCCCCUCCUCCCUCCCAGGCUGUUCCCUUUGUAUCCUCCCCUCCCUCCUCCACCCUUGUAGCCGGCGAGCUCUCCCCCGAUCAUCCAUCAGUCUGUCCCACAUCCUCCUCCACUCCUUCCCUCUCCUCCUCCGUCAUCCCCACCACUGCCAUCCCAGGUCCCCAGCUCGCUCCUUCUGCCGCCUCCCACCCCGCUCCCGCUCCCUCCUCCUCCCCCGCCGUGGGACUCCUGCCAGUGACCACAAAUGUUCCCUCAGUCCAGCCAACUUUGGUCCACUCGCAGCCACAGACGGCAGCCCUGCCCGGGCAGACGCACACACACUGUGGGGAAUGUGAUGCAAGGUGUGAGGCUUCCUCUGAGUCCCAGGGUAAACCGGACGACAUUCAAGCUCUGGACAAGAAGCUGCGUUCUCUCUUCAUGGACCUCGGUGGAGGGGUGCCAUCCACCCAGGGAGACAUCUUGGCUGGCGACCCAGCCUCUGGACCCUCUGUGCCGGGUACCUCGUCCCCGAUAGGCCCCUGCUCGACCACCAUCACAUCUGUCACAGCAGCUGGCUCUAGCCAGGCAGCUAAUUCUCCUCAGCCCCCCUCCAGCCUGGCGCUGGGGUCCCUGGGGUCACCCGUACCAAUGCAGGGCCCUGGGACGCCUAUCUCCACCCCUGCACAGACUGUCAUCCCUGCCGCAUCCUUAGGCCAGACCACUCCAUCCAAAACCCCCUUAUCCAGGGUACCGGCCAGUUCUCCUCCUUCAGAACUCCUGCCAUCCUUCCCUGGACCUUGUCUGAUACAGUCCCAGCAGCCUCUGGAGGAUCUGGACGCUCAGCUGAGGAGAGCACUGAGUCCAGAGACUGUUCCUGUGAGCUCUCACACACAGGCCUCUCAUGGUGGUGUGCCUUCAGUGGGACAAACAAUUCCCUUCUCUCUUGAGGAAGAAGCUGCGUCCUCCAAAGCUCCUCCUCCUACAGGUGGAAUUAAAUUGGGAAGAUUUCAGGUCUCUCUGGCUCCUGAAGGACCGGCUGUCCAGCGUCCGGCUUGCACUGAAUCUUCCUCCACCACCUCCUCCACCUCAUCUUCCUCCUCGUCAUCCUCUAGUCUCUCCAGCCCGGAGAACACAUUGCACAAAGAUUCCUCGACUCCUCUGAGAGGCGGAGGAGAAGGACAAAGAGGAGACGUUGUGGAUGGACCCCCUCAAAGGACUCCCGGAGGAUCCCACCAGCCCUCACCUUUUACCUCCCCAUGUCCAUCCCCCAAACCCACCACCACCAUCGGACGCUUCCAGGUCACCACCAGCGCUGAAGCCCGUGUAGGUCGCUUCUCGGUCAGUCGCGCCCAGGAGCAGAGCCUCGAGUCCAGGCAGAGUCCACCUCCACCUGCUGCCCAGGCUGCCAACGGACCCAGCGAUCCCGGCCACAUUCUGACCCCAGACUCCACGCACAAAGCCUCCCUGCCCAGUCUGAACAACAACUCCUUCAAUAACUGCUACAUGAGCAGCGACAACGACUCAGAGUUUGAGGAUGAAGACUUCAAACGGGAAGUCAACCGCCUCAGAGAAAAGCACAUGCGUGAAAUUCAGGCCCUCCAUUCACGCCAGAAGGAGGAAAUAGACAGUCUGUUCACCAGGCUGGGAAAGGUUCCUCCAGCUGCAGUGAUCCCUCCAGUUAUAGCCUUGACUGGCAGGAGGAGACGACCGGCCAAAAGCAAGUCAUCAAAAUCGUCCAGAACCAGCUCCACGCAUGGCAGCAAGAGUCCAUUACAGCCAGGCAGCACUUUAUCCGCCCAGAGCGUCCCGACUAUGUACCCCGGCCAGCUGGCUCUGUUAGCCCCAGGAGGACUAGCCGAUUCAGCCAGCAGCACUCUGCUCCAGCCUCUCAAACCCUCCCCCUCCAGCGACAACCUGUGUUCGGCCUAUACCAGCGAGGCGGCGCUCUCUGUGCCCAGCCUGUGUGCUCCCACCCCAGGCUGUGUAAAGUUCAGCUGGGGUUCGGAGCGUUUGGCCUUCAAGCCUGGCGGCAGGAGGACGCGCUUUCUGAGUACGCCCUGCUUGGCUCUUUGGAAGAUGGUGAAAAAAGUCUGCCCCUGCAACCAGCUCUGUAGGACUAACAGCACCAACGCAGUGAGCGGUUCAGGUGGUUUGGGUCAGAGCCAGGGGGGUUCUCAGUGUCUGCCACCCAACAUGUCGGCCCCCCACCAGAGGAAAGGAACCUUCACCGACGACCUCCACAAGCUGGUGGACAACUGGGCCCGAGACGCCAUGAACCUCUCACAGGGUAAGAGGAGUGCCAAACAGCUGCAGCAGGCCCCAGCACAGGGACACAGCUACGAGGUGAUCCAGUCAGCCAGUCUGGGCAGGAAAUACUCGGCUCCCAGUCAGCUAUGUCCCAGCAGCAUAGGUGGUUCAGCCCACCUCCCUACGAACCCCACCACCGCUACCUCUCUGGCCACCCGCAAGGGCUCCUUAUGCCACCCUCCUGCCUCCUCCACUCCACAACAGCCCCCCCAGUUCAUCCACUACACCCCCACCGCUGCUUAUAGCGCGCAGUGGUCCGGUCCAGCUCAUAGCCUGUCAACCCCCCACCAGGCUCCAACGCAGCCUCUGCUGGUCAGUACCUCCCAGCCCCUGGGCCCCUACCCCACCCCACAGGGCCAGAUUCCCGGGCAGGGGCCGCUGCAGGCUUUCCAUCUGACCAACACUCUGCAGAAGUCAGUCAGCAACCCAGGAGGACCCAACCUGAGGACCACGUAGUGUUUGGAGCGAGGGCUGGUGUGAAUCACCGCCCGACUGGACUGGUGUGGAGCGGGUCGACUGGAGAGAACAGAGGAACUGAAGGAGACUUUGAAACGUUGGAAGCCGUUCGAGAGGAGAGAAGAAAUCAGGAAAUGCAACCUCAGCUCUGCUUCCAUCACUGUGUGAGAAGCCGUCACAGACACACGAUCUCCCUCUCUGCUGUGGGCUCGUGACAGCUCGCCAAACCAUCAAGGAUAAAGGAAAAGACUCGUUAGUGCAAUGUUAAAACGGCCAAAGAGGUUCUGACAGGGUGCAGGAUUGUUGUCAGCGCCUGUUUUUGCGUGUGCGGUGUUGUUUGUGGGCACUUUCGGCUGGGUCGCACUUGUUGCAUUUCAUGCUCUACACUGAGUGCGUGCAUGACGGGGCAGCAGUUAUUAGCUGAAUGGUGGUGGGAAGACAUUACAUCAGGCUGAGGAGGAGGAAGAGGAGGAGUGUGGUGGCCAGCUUUUACAAAACCUUUGCCCUUCUGUCCACACAGUUCCUCUUACUAACUUCUUACUGGUACAGAUUUUAGUGGGAAGAGCUGGUUGUUGCCUCUGUGUUGCUAUCUGUGUGUAUCGGUCUUUGCAGCACAGCAGCCUUCUUUGAUUGACAUUACAGCAUAUUGCAGACUUAGAAUGAGUUUAAAAAAAAAAACCUCUCAAAGAUGACAGAAACAUGCAAAAAUGCAGCAUUUCCAUUAAAUUAAAGGAGGAAACUGGUGGACAGUGAGCUGAGCGUGGCCUUGCUGGAUCAAACAGAGGAAAGAUGCACAUAAAAGCUUUGAUAUCAGGUAAAAGCAGAAAAGAUGAGGGUUUAUUAUCCAUUAAAAGCACAAAGAACAAAUCAUACUGAGAAUAGGUGUAGCCCAGCACUUGGUGGGGUUGUGACUCGACAGCUUCUCCUCUGUUACCUUCUGUGUCUUGUUUUUUUUUUUCCCCCUCGAUCUGACAAACUAUUCAAACAGACAGAGAGAGAUGGAGGAAGGAAAGCGGUUGAAGAGGAGUGUGAGUAUUAAAUAACAGACGCCUCAUCUGUUUCCUGUUACACUGCUUACUUUAGGAAGGUCCGUUGACGCAGCGCUGACUGAUGCUCCCAACGCCUCCUCGCGAAUCACGACUCCACCUCUUCCUCCAUCGCUCUCUUCGCCUCUCUGUUGCCAUUUGAAGCAAUAACAGCAGAAAACCUUUCAGAGGACGGAAAAAAAAACAACAACAAACGCCCGAACAUGAGAGAACUCAGCAUGAAAAAGUGGCCUUGUUAUCAGAGUAGUAUCAGAGUCCUUGUACAGUUUGUCUGUUUAUUUUCUAGAAUGUCAGCGAUGAUGAUUCCAUUUUGUUGUUCAUUUUGGUUUGGUUUGUUUUUUUUUUUUUUUUGCUUGCUGCCCCCAGCUAACAAUCUGACACACACACACACACACACACACACACACACACACACACACACACACACACACACACACACACACAUACACACACAAUGCAUUAGACAUUCAUAUAAAUACACACACUUGCAGACACACACAGUCAUGUAAAUACACUCACAUAGCAGCUGUUUAACCGUCUUAGACUAAUAGAUUAUGCCUCAGUUUUCUUAGUGUCAUGAUUGGGUUGGAUUUCAACAUUUGGGGGUUGAAAUGACGGCAAUGUACAUUUAUUAUCAUAAUUAUUGUUGUUGAUGAUUAUUAUUCUAUUUAAAAAGAAACAAAAACAAAAAUGUGUUCUGUCAAUGGACCUGUUCUACGUGCACAUCGGCGUCUGAUGUGGAGACACUGUGAUUAUUGUUGUUUGUUCUUAGCAAAUGUUGUUGGACGACAUUAGUUUUAGGGGUUGAAAUGUCACAAAUUUAAAGAGAAAAAAAAUGAAAAACACAAAAAGCAUACAGAGAACAGUUUGGGGUCCUUUCGCUUUCAAUUCAGUCUCCUUUUUUGCAUCAAAAUGUGAAAAUUGAACACCCCUCUUUUUCAAUACACGUCCUUCCAUCCAUUUAUUAAGGACAUACUUCAGAACCAAUGCCUUACCUACAACUAAACGACUGCAGUUUCAGCUCAACUUUACAACUGAUUGAAUUGAAAGUCGAAACUGACCUCCAAGUAUAAAGACAAAAACCGGAGUGAACGGCAGGAUAGUUGAUAUUUAGAUAAUAAAGUAAAGCUAGCUAUUUUUUUCUUAAUACAGUACUUAUAUAUCAGACACUUUAAAUAGCCCUCCUCUUCCCUUUCUCCCCUGGUUUUGUUAGAUGAAUGUGAAUGUAUAAACCAAUGGUGUCCAUUUAAAUGUACUUGAAAAACAAAAAAACUUGUCUUUUAUUUUUCGCUGUCUUCGCUUCUCCUGACCCCUCUGCCGCCCUUAGAGCCUCCGCUGAACGCUGGAGGUAUUUACUAGUGCCUUGCAUCCUUCCUGUUGCUUCUCCGUUGGGGGUCUUGGGUUAAAGUAGGCACAUUUGAUCAGAAGUGUGCAGAAUAUCGAGGUGUCACUUUGGAGUUAGAUUGUAAUGACGGCAUGUGUGUGCUGAGGUUGGUUUGAGGUUCAUUCUCUUGAGUGUUUUUUCUGCAAAGUGCAAAAAAAAAUCUGAACUCACUCCUUCCGUUGGAUAUAAAUUUAUCUCUAAAAAACCUGAACUGACCUGAUAGGAAGGUGAAUUGACUCCUCAAGCCGAGAAGAUUGACCUCUGAAGAUUAGAAAAGGCUACAGUUUGACAUCAGUGUUGUUUCUGUUGCUGUAUUUUCUCAGUUUUAAGGAGGGAGUUAUUGACAAUUGUAUCUGAAGCUUGGACCACUCUAUACUUAAGAGGCGCUGACCUGAGUGCAGCAUACAGUCAGGAGAGGAUGGCAUACAGAUUGUGUAAUAAAGCAAGAUCCAUUUUUGAGUUUUCUGUGAAAUUAGCUCAAAUCAAAUGUAGAGCCCAACAAAUUCAUUCUUACAAUAUUGGCCUGUCUUUGAUAAAUCUGAUAUAAAAACUUUCCUUUCCAGAAGAUAAGAAUGAAAACUUUUCUGUAGAUGAUUUAGAAUCAGUGUCAUUACAUGGUUUGUCCAGCAGACCAGCUAAGACUCCGUUAUUUUCAGUAUUCUCUGCGUUGUCUGCAGCACAUGUAGCAGAGCAGGUGGUGGUGCGGAGUCAAGUGUUGUAAGUUGCUAACUAGUUUUUGAAAUGCAUUGCUGGGAGUUAGUAAAAAUGGCACCAUAAUUUCGCCUUUUUGGUAUAACUCCAGCAUACUGCAUGUAUGUAUUUAAACAAUAUAUGAAUUUCUUGCUCCCAAAAAUCAGUGUCGGCAACAAAAAUCCAAUAUCUGUUGAGUUCUACUCCUGUAGUUAGCACUAAAAUCUCACGUGAGCCAUGAUUUCCAACUCUGCUGUCAGCUGAAGGGUGUUUUGGUGGGAAUGUUCUGAUCAAAAAGUCCAUUUAGGUUGUGAAAUAGUAUCAGAGGCCAACUUUAAUAUCUGUAUAAAACCCCGGUUUUAUACCCAAUUUUUUUUUCAAUCAACAAACAAUAAAUUCACCGUAGAAACGGCAAAUAAACAGCAGUCAGUGUUUGAAAGAAACAAUGAUUGUAUGGGUGUGGUUUGACAGCAGAUUUAGAUUUAAUGUCACUACAUCCUUCAACAUUAUCCUGAUUGGUUUACUUAAAAACCGUACAAACCAGUGAGAUAAAACCACAGAAAGAAAGCAAAUACAGAAAUGUGUCAUGUAAAAUGACCAAAGCUGGCUUUAAAUAGAGUUUUUACGUAAUAACCCACCACUAAUGGUUAGAAAAAGUGUUGGCAGCGGCAUAAACGUGUUUAGGCUUCAGUGAUGCACAACCUUUCUAUCAGCCAGUAUUGUCGUUGGACUUUUAUACCACUUGAAAUAAUGGUAUCGAAGCGGCAUGCUUGAGAAUUAAACAGGAUUUAUUCCUAGAAACGACUUUGUAGACCAAAAAUUGAAGCUUUAACAUACAUUUGAAUGUGAAGGCAUCGCGGCGUUGGUGGUUGAAAAGACGGAGUUGAUUGUGAUAAUGGAUCCAAGGCCUUUGACACCCUCUUCUGUUUUCUUCUUUUCAUCUGCAAAUGAAUCACAUCUGGUACAAACUUCACUCAAACAAAUCUUUUUUUUUUUUUUUGCUUUUGCCGGUUUAUUUGUGAUAUUUCUUCAUUUCUCUUGGAUGAUGAUGCAACAUUUUUACUACUAGGCGAGUUUGGUUGAAGCUGUGAAUAAUCAUUGAGCCACUUUGCUUUAGUUCUGGUUCUGUCAAACCUCUGACUCAGUGCCAUUUACAUCAGCGCUAACAAGAAAACAAUAUAUUUAUCUGCUUUUACUCACUGGAGCUGUUUGGGAUUUUCACUUUGCAACUUGCACAAGCCUCAAAAGAUUUCCAUGUUUGAAGCUUGAUAACAUUUUAUUGUCUCUAUACCACAUAAUUAUCUUCUGUGCGAUCGCUUGCAAUGCAAUAUUAAUACAGUGACAGUAUACUGUCAUGCUCUGAGGGUUUAGUUGUGAAGUUUUAGUGGAGGAAUCAUUGUGAAAGAGUUUCCAGUACAACAAAUUUCCUGAAAAGUGGGAAAGUCAGAUUCUGUUUCUGGUGACACGAACACAGUGUAGCAUUUUAACUCACCUUCAUUUGAAAUUCAGUUUCUGUUUUCCACUUUUUGCCUGUUCAGGACUCGUUGACCCUUUAUGCUUCCUCCUGUUGAAGUGCCCACAUUUAGAAAAAAAAAAAGCCUUUCAGUGCACCAACAAACACAGAUUCACUGCAUCUCUCGCUGUUUUACGUCGCCUGCUCCUGUGAAAUGAUGUCUUUACUGUGGCAACAGUUUGUCAGACUGUUACUGAUUUAUUUUUUUCCAACUGGCUGAUUUUGUUUUCUGGUCUGUCUGAUGCUCUCACACAUUUUACUUCACACUCGUUUUAUGUGCCGUUAUAAUGUUUCUAACAGCACCUAAUUUAAUUCAGUGAUUUCCUUUUUUCUGUAUCGUGGUUGACAUUGUACAAAAGUGGUUGGAUUUAAAUAAAUAAAGUGGAUGAAUGAAUGAAAGAAAAAAAAUACAUGUACGGGAGUCAUCGGCAGCCUUUAACGGUAUGUUUUGCACUAAGUAUAGAGUGUUCAAGCUUCAUAUUAAAAACAAAACUUUGCGCUUUGCGCUACAAUACAUUGAAAUUUGUUACUUUAUUUGUAAAAACUUAAUAAAUAAAAGUUGUUUAAAUGAAUAA